Salvelinus sp. IW2-2015 is the source of this 2856-nucleotide messenger RNA. RefSeq names its product G-protein-signaling modulator 2-like. NCBI's taxonomy places the organism in Eukaryota, Metazoa, Chordata, Actinopteri, Salmoniformes, Salmonidae. Gene Ontology annotation, biological process: establishment of mitotic spindle orientation. The record is from RefSeq and is a predicted model, not a curated record. Gene Ontology annotation, cellular component: cell cortex. Gene Ontology annotation, molecular function: G-protein alpha-subunit binding; GDP-dissociation inhibitor activity.
GCUUCUGCUGCCUCUUGUAGGAUGGAUGCAUCCUGCCUGGAGCUGGCCCUGGAGGGGGAGCGGCUCUGUAAAGUGGGCGACUACCACACUGGGGUGUCCUUCUUCGAGACAGCCAUCCAGGUUGGCACAGAGGACCUGCAGGUGCUGAGUGCCAUUUACAGCCAGCUGGGCAAUGCAUACUUCCAUCUGCACGACUACGCCAAGGCAUUGGAGUUCCAUCACCACGACCUCACCUUGACCAGGACCGUCGGGGACCAGAUGGGAGAGGCUAAAUCCAGUGGUAACCUAGGCAACACAUUGAAGGUGUUGGGUAGGUUUGAUGAGGCUGUGGUCUGCUGUCAGAGGCACUUAGAUAUUGCCAUGGACAUGAACGACAAGGUGGGACAGGCGAGGGCGCUGUAUAACUUUGGGAACGUGUAUCAUGCAAAAGGAAAGAGCAUCUGCUGGAGCGGGGCGGAGCCAGGAGAGUUCCCCGAGGAGGUCACUACUGCACUUAGAAAAGCAGCGGAAUAUUACGAAGCAAACUUAUUCAUAGUGAAGGAGCUUGCAGACCCGGCCGCCCAGGGCCGAACAUAUGGUAACCUUGGCAACACACACUACCUGUUAGGAAACUUCCAGAAUGCAGUGGCAUCACAUGAACAGCGCCUCCAGAUUGCCAAGGAGUUUGGCGACCGCUCAGCAGAGAGAAGGGCCUACUGCAACCUGGGGAAUGCGUAUAUAUUCCUGGGUGAAUUUGAAGUGGCAGCUGAGCAUUACAAGAGGACUCUGCAGCUGGCCAGACAGCUGAAGGACCGGGCUGUAGAGGCUCAGGCCUGUUACAGUCUGGGCAACACCUACACACUCCUCCAGGACUAUGAGAGGGCCAUAGACUACCACCUCAAACACCUGAUCAUAGCACAGGACCUCAAUGACCGGAUUGGUGAGGGCCGGGCGUGCUGGAGUUUAGGGAACGCUCACACCGCCCUGGGGAACCAUGACCAGGCCAUGCACUUUGCUGAGAAACACCUGGAGAUCUCCAAAGAGACUGGUGACCGGAGCGGGGAACUGACGGCCCGUAUGAACGUGUCAGACCUGCAGAUGGUGCUGGGGCUGAGCUACAGCACCAACAACUCCACCCUGUCUGAGAACCCCAUCAAGGACAUGGACCACAACCUGCAUGGAGCCGGGCCCCGGAUGGGACGGAGAAACAGCAUGGAAAACCUGGAGCUCAUGAAACUCACCCCCGACAAGAUCAAUGCUCAGAAGUGGACCAGUGACAUCCUGACCAAGCAGUCUAAACCCACCCUGGCUAAGAGCUCCUCCAAGCUGUUCUUCAUCAGCCGUCUGCGGGGGAAGAAGACCAGGGCUGGGAGCUCCAGUAAAGUCCUGCAGGACACCAGUAACACCCCCCAGAACCCUGCACAGGGACCACAGAAGAGGGUCAGUCCAGACAUGCUCGGGGACGAGGGCUUCUUUGACCUGCUGAGUCGUUUCCAGAGUAACCGGAUGGACGACCAGCGCUGUUCCAUACAAGAGAAGAGCCGUCUGUCAGUCAGUACCAGCUCCUCUGACUCUCCACCCAGAGCCAUGAGGAAAUCAGUGUAUGAGAAGGCAGCAGUAGCAGGCCUGGGCUCUGGGUCUGGUGCCCAGGGUCGCCGGUUAGAGGAAGGUGGAGGUGCUGGGGGUAGUUUGCCCGGCCUUCGGCUCAACAGGCACAGCAGCCAGGCUGUCCUCAGCCACCUGAUGGCUAACGCAGGCAACACGGAGCCUGACGACGACUUCUUCGACAUGCUCGUCAAAUGCCAGGGUUCUCGUCUGGAUGACCAGCGCUGCGCCCCUCCCCCGGCCCGUGGCCCCACCGUCCCAGACGAGGACUUCUUCAGCCUCAUCACGAGGUCCCAGGCCAAACGCAUGGACGAGCAGCGUGUCACCCUGCCCUCCGCAGCAGGCUCCGCAGCGAGGCCCUGCUCCAACUGAGCCUCGCCCAUGGAGAGUAUCCCGACGGGUGAAAACCCAGGAGACGGGGCUUCUGGAGGAAAACAGUGUGGAAUCUUCGUCCACUUGUGGAGAUGAGGACGUUGAUACUGUACUCAACAGUGGAUGGGGCUAUUUUACAUAGACCAGAACUUUUCAAUGGUGUUUUCUCUCCAUAACAUAGACCAAUAAUGGUUGUUGUUAGGAUUCAGAAGCCUCAUUUCCCAGUUGAAAGCACUGCCAGCAUUAAUGUAGUAGCCUAUAGGGAACAAUGCAACAUUCAAAAACUAUAGAUGAUGAAAUCAACUGUUCUCAAUUUUACCUUGUACUCUAUCUGGAAAUGUACUGGACCUGUAAAACUACAGACGAACAUGAGCUAACAUAUCAAACGAGUAGGUCCAGGGAAUUAUUUUGUAUGAUUAUGUACUCACUACAACCUGAAAAUGUAUCUUUAGAUACAAAACUGCAGUCAUGUAUUUAUUGUACUUUUUUUUUUUUUUGUAAAGAUUUUGUUUUAUUAAGCGCUUACGUACUGCCGUUUUACUUCCCCUUGUGGCUUGAAGUGGUUGGUUUGAUUUUUGCACCAUAUUUUUCUGAUGUAGACUAGACUCAAAGACAGGUACAGCACUAUCUUUCCAUGUUUUUGAAUUGUCUAUGUUAGGAGUUGUGGUUAUGGAGGGUGGGGAUACCUCACCUUUAGGUAAGGAAUUAAAAAAUAUGUUUUUUUUAAGCCUUUCAGCCUUAACCAUCUUUGAUAAUAAUGAAUUCACCCAUGGGUGUGUUUUGUCCCUGAUGCUCUUUUGUACUUUAUAUAUAUAUAUUUUAAUGAUCAAAAGAAUGAACACUUGUUUAUUUAGUAUAGAAAUCAUGUCUUUGUUUUAUUUUAAAAUGUGUUAUCAAAGA